Molecule: messenger RNA, 1355 nt
Organism: Fusarium odoratissimum NRRL 54006
Lineage: Eukaryota; Fungi; Ascomycota; Sordariomycetes; Hypocreales; Nectriaceae
Product: carboxymethylenebutenolidase
Exons: 4
Coding region: 120-1355 (411 amino acids)
Biological process (GO): polyketide metabolic process
Source: RefSeq, a predicted model, not a curated record
CAGACUCCGCCUUCAUAAAGCAAACCCUGAAGCACAAUAAUAGCAAACCUCUUACGUUCUACGCCAAGUACAGUAGCAAAUCCUAACAAACUCAUUGCAUAAUUUCACUAGUCUUGAUCAUGAUGGAAAAUAAUUUCUCCGCGCCUCCAGUUCUCCCAGCUACUCGCCUGCGCAACCCUACAGCCAGCCUUACAAUCCUGGAGCCGCUUAGCAGGCGGGGUUUCGGACCAGGACUAAUCAUCCUCGUGCCCGAGACUGGCAAAGCCACCAGUGAUGCAUUGCGGAUCGAUGGAUGUGUGCCGUCUCCGUUGAUGAAAUGGGCAGAAGAGGGCUACACUAUCGCUGAAAUUACAGAGGCAGGACUUGCCAACCCUGAUGUAGCUGUCAGUCAGGCGCUCAAGGAGCUCGAGGCUGCGAUGUCCACUGAGCCUAAGAACGUCGUUGGUAUCAUAGCAUACUCGACAGUGCUUUGGAACCAAAUAGCUCCCCAUGUCGACUCAUUCUCACAGAUCUCAGGUGCUGUCAUUUUUGGCGAUCUUGGGGAUGGCGAGACUUCUGUAAUCGCGUCCUCAAAAGUCCCACAGCUGCAUCAUCUUGCUGGGAGUGCCUCCAAACGCUUGCAACGUACAAGGGCGGUGACGGCUUACAACUACCCGGAAGCAACAUCGUACUUGUUCGCCACUCCUUUCAGCAAAGACUACAGCUACAACAUGGAGUCUAUUUCUCACAGCCGAAGUCUUAGCUUCUUGAAACCUCUUAUGGACGGUCCUUACUUUGAUCUAGAAGUUAUUUGGGACGAACAUACCUAUUGGGAGUUCGAAAACCGCUCCGUGGAGCAUACCAUGAGCACCAUGGUACAAGAGCCAUAUGUUAAUCAUGUGCCUACGAUGACAGGUGGGAUCGGCCGGGAGAAGCUAACUGCCUUCUACCGCGACCACUUCAUUUUCCAGAAUCCUCCAGAUACAGAAACCUGCCUCAUUAGCAGAUCUGUUGGUAUCGAUAGAGUCAUCGACGAGUUUAUUUUCAUCUGCACUCAUCAUUCUCAGAUUGACUGGCUUGCACCAGGGAUCCCUCCCACGGGGCGAAAGCUUGAAAUACCGUUCACCGCUGUUGUUAACAUCCGUGGAGACCGGCUUUAUCACGAACAUAUUUGUUGGGACCAGGGAACAGUGCUAGCGCAGUUGGGUUUAAUGCCUUCCUACCUACCAUACCCUCAUCUAGUGCCCAAUGCGCAGGGUCAAGAGAAAUUGGAAUACCGCGUCCCUAUCGCUGGUGUGGAGACUGCUAAUAAAUUACGGGAUAAAGAUGCUGUCGAGUCGAAUGAGAUGUUCGCGUUUGGUCUUCGCAAAGUCUGA